AUGAAUCUUGGCAUAUUCAUCUCCGCUGCACUGAAUGAUCUUGGAGGACACGCUGGUCUUUGGCUGGGAUUAUCUGUGAUUUCUAUAGUGGAGGUAUGCGGGCUAAUUAUUCUACUCGUAAUGUAUUGUGUAACAUGCGGAGGUCUCAAAACCCGUCCUGAUGACGAUGACUUCGCAGCCGAUGAGCGUAUUCAGGAUGUAGAGGAAGUGAAGAAAGAACUGGACAUAGCUGAUGAGAAUGAGAAAGAUCUCGACUUAUCAGAUGAGGAAGAUGAGCCAACUCCAAACAAAGAAGAAAAUGCAAAGGAGAAAUGA
Molecule: messenger RNA, 315 nt
Organism: Strongylus vulgaris
Lineage: Eukaryota; Metazoa; Nematoda; Chromadorea; Rhabditida; Strongylidae
Source: the annotation of a GenBank genome assembly